AUGAAUCAGUCCUUUUAGUGAAGCAAUAGCUCACGCCUUCCACGUGUGUAAAGUGUAUCUGAGAAGCCAAAACGGCAGAAAAAGAAGAUGUCUGAAACUGACAGGAAAAGCUCCAAUUACAACAGUCUGACUAUAAGAGUUUACAGAAAGUUUAAGCAUAAAAUAGCUCUGAAGAACAGCCUGGCAAAAGAGACACUCUCUGAGUUUUUCGCCACAUGUUUACUGAUAAUUCUUGGCUGUGGUUGUGUUGCAACCUCUGUCCUAAGCAAUACUUCAGAUGCCUACCUCACAAAUAACCUGGGUUUUGCAAUGGCAGUGACUAUAGCAGUUUAUGUCUCUGGAGGGGUCUCAGGUGGCCAUAUAAACCCAGCUGUCUCCUUUGCCAUGUGUUUAACAGGAAGACUAAAGUGGGCUAAGUUUCCUUUCUAUGUAAGUGCACAGUUUUUGGGUGCAAUUGCUGGAUCUGCAGCAGUUUUUGGCAUCUAUUAUGAUGCACUUUAUAAUUACACAGGAGGGAUCCUUACAGUUGAUGGUCCAAAUGCUACAGCAUACAUUUUUGCAACAUAUCCCAAGCCUUAUCUGUCUAUUAUGGGUGGAUUUGUAGAUCAGGUAAUGUCUACUGCUCUCCUACUCAUUGGAGUGCUUGCAAUAUUUGACAACAAGAAUUUGGGAACUCCCAAGGGGCUAGAACCCAUUGCGGUUGGUCUACUCAUUCUGCUUUUAGGCUUGUCACUUGGAAUGAAUUCCGGAUGUGCAAUGAAUCCUGCAAGAGAUCUGGGACCAAGGAUCUUUACAGCUAUGGCUGGAUGGGGCAUGGAAGUAUUCACAUCUGGAAAUAGCUGGUGGUGGGUUCCUGUCGUGGGGCCUAUGCUUGGAGCAGCUAUUGGUGCCUUCAUUUAUGUUCUCUGCAUAGAAGCUCAUUUCAGUGAUGACAUGGAAGAUGUACAUAAUAGCCUGGAAGCAGAUCAUUAUGAGAAACAAGAACUUACCAGCAUGGCGUGAAAUGCCCACCUGGACUAAUUUAGUCCUGUGUUUGGACUGGGAGACAAAUACUGCCUUGUAGUAUUACAGCAAUCACCUACCACCAUAAUCUCAUCUAAGGAAUACAACAUUUUACUGUGAUGAAGCACACGUAACAGCAGCAAUAUUACCAGCUCACUAUGAAAAGGAAAAUGUGCACUUUUUUAAUGGCUUGCAUUUAAAUUUUUAUUCCCAGCCAUCAUUCACACAGAUAAAAGUACUGGGGCCUAAUCAUAUGACCUCUUAAUUGCUGGGACAUAAAUCCCAUGUAUUAAUGAAGCACUAAUGGACCAUACACUGGGUCACUAAGGUGUAUGCAGGUGAUUGGUCUUGUCAUGCAUUAAUGUGUAAUAGGUGUGAUCAAUCAUCAGUACCAUUAAAAUAUGCUACCUGGUAAAAUGAUUUUACUGUCAAGGGCCAACAGCUUUACGUCAAUCGGAUAUUGUUCCCCAUCUAAAAGGAAAUGUAUUUUACAUUGUCAUUAAUUAUGCUGCUAGAGGGGGCAACCUAUGAAGCAAUAAACCCACUGUGCUCAGGAUUACUAGGACCUGCCAAGCCAAUGAAUGGCCCAUUCCUAAUUAGCUCUAAUGAUACAAAGGAUCUCUCCUUGCUGAAAGCUCCACUGAUGAUCUUCUUUCUUUCUUCCGUAUACACUUAUAUAGAGGAAAUAUAAAAAUAGGUAAAGUAAGUGUUAGAAAAAGAGUGGAGUUAAGGUUGGGCAGAAAAAGAAACUACUGGUUGUUUGGUCUAGUGUAGAGUCUUUGUGGCCACUUCUUUCAUUCAUCUACAGCCAAGGACUGCAUAUUCUAAUUCAAUAAUCAGUGAAUAGUUGGGGUGAAUUUCAGAGCAAAAUGUUUGCUCCCUCUCCAUGUGUCUGCACUCAGGCCGAAGCCAUGCCUUUCAAUGCAGACAGAGAACGAGCAAAAGAGAAUGACCUCGUCCUGGCCCGAGAAAGUGUUAUGUCUGCCAUUAGCCUCAGGGGCACAUAGAACAGUUUUCAUUUUUUUUGAUCAAGGGCCUAGAUUUUAGUUCUAGCAAUACAGUACUAGGAAAAUAAUAAAGACAAUUCAAAAAUA
Xenopus tropicalis (tropical clawed frog) is the source of this 2096-nucleotide messenger RNA. RefSeq names its product aquaporin 9 (gene aqp9). The record is from RefSeq and is a predicted model, not a curated record. NCBI's taxonomy places the organism in Eukaryota, Metazoa, Chordata, Amphibia, Anura, Pipidae. Gene Ontology annotation, biological process: transmembrane transport; urea transmembrane transport. Gene Ontology annotation, cellular component: membrane; plasma membrane. Bases 88 to 1002 code for a protein of 304 amino acids. Gene Ontology annotation, molecular function: channel activity. The transcript has 6 exons.